AAUGCAGCUGAGGCCUACAGCAUCGAAAUAUAUACAUAGCACAUGGAAUCUGCAUUCCUCCCACCAUUGUCCCCCUCUGUUUCUCCCCAUUGCCUUACCUAAGGGUGCGUUGUUUGUUAUUGAACACUUUCCCCUUGGAGUUUCGUACGCAUAAGGGAAACAUGUCCGACGUCCGAGCGAAGAUGGAGGGUUUGAAGGCGGAUUGGGAUUCUUGCAAGUCUCAAGACGACCGGAAACAUUCACUGAUCUCCGAUCUGUUUACACACAUCGAUUAUCUGUCUAGCGAGCUGUCGGACGCCAAGUUGGAGCUCCGUGACAAGAAAGAUGUGAUCAAGUUGACUCGUGAUCGUCUUGAGGAGCGCGAAAUGGAGGUUAAGGCCUUACAGAUUGAGAAGGCUAGACUUGACUUUGCUUGUGUUGUGAUUGAUGGUGACUCUAUGCCGUUUAAAGAUGAGCUCGUUAAACUGGGUGUAGAGGGCGGCAAGAGAACGGCCAGCCUGCUCAAACAAGCUGUCCAAGAGGAGCUCACGUCCUCAACUCCGACCGCAGCCCACCACGUCCAAGUGCAUGUUCGUGUGUACGCGAACGUGGCAGGACUGGCCAAGACGUACAAUGAGAUGGAUGUUCUGUCUGAGGCUACAUUUGACGACUUCGUCCGCGGUUUCAACAUGGGUGACCGACUGUGCGACUACAUCGAUGCCGGUAAUGGUAAAGAAUGUGCGGAUGUGAAGGUCAACGCAUAUUUCCAGUUCUGCUUAGCCAACAUCCACUGUCAGCGGAUUCUCUUCGGCGGCACGACCGACAACGGCUAUGCCCGCCUGCUUGGGCCGCAUGCCGAGGACCAUGCAGUGCGCGGACGGAUUACCCUGCUCGAAGGGCCCCCUUUUGCCCGCGAACUUGCCGACAUAAAGGACAAAUUCCGCACUGUCCCGUUCGAUAACGUCUUCAGAAGCCACAAGCUUGUCAACGGAAAGCGGGGAGUGUCGUUUUAUACCACCCGUCCCGCCACUCCUCCCGUAGACUAUGCGUCAGCUGCUGCGAAAGUCCCCUCCACACCCUCACCAUCCUCGGCUGCCCAGCGGGGUUCUAGCCCACCCAGUGUGCUCGCUCCGUCCGGAGUGUUGCGGAACAGGCGGGGACAGCGUGUAGAUCCCCCGCUCAGGUAUUCCCAGCAGGAUUUUCAGAACCUCAGGGCGCUCCAACUCUGCAACAGUUUCCAUCUCCUUGGCAAGUGUUACUAUCAUGACACUUUUGGAGAGUGUCAGCACAAUCACAAGGAAAAGCUGAGUACCGUGCAGAAGGCAGCACUGCGCGCCGUGGCUCGCCAGACUCCCUGCAUGUCGGGUUUGAGCUGCAGCGAUCCCGAUUGUCUCCAUGGCCACCGCUGCCCCCGCGACCUCUCAGGCUGUGUGACCUCAAGAUGCCGGUUUCCGCCGGAACUACACGAUGUCGACGCAACCCCUGUUCGUUAAUCCGGUUAAAGUGUGUCAAAGAACGUUUGAGUGUUAUGGAUGUGUUACCGCUUUCCAGCUUUUGUGUCAGUCUGGUUCUGGUUGUCUUUUUCGUUUGGUGAGGCACUUGGCGUCUCCGAAGAAUGUCGACGAUUUGAUGACCGGGACUGUGCGCUCGACUGCAUCUUCAAUUAGGCGUGGUUAGUACAAUGGGGUAGGCUAUUGCUGAUGUGGCAUCCAGGGGCUCAGGGAAUGGGCAGAAGUGUGUUACCCCGGCGCCUAGGGUGAGAUCUCAGAGAGGAUGGGGAAUGAGGGCUGGUUACGAAGUACUGUGAGUUGACGUGUAGCGUGACACCGUUUUGACGAACUAGAACUUCUAAUGGACCUUUUUCCUUGCG
Molecule: messenger RNA, 1849 nt
Organism: Chaetomium fimeti
Lineage: Eukaryota; Fungi; Ascomycota; Sordariomycetes; Sordariales; Chaetomiaceae
Exons: 5
Coding region: 162-1472 (436 amino acids)
Source: RefSeq, a predicted model, not a curated record